AUGGGGAGCAAAGGGAGUGAGUGGCAGGUGCUACAGCCCAAGGGCCCCAUGCUGGUGGCAGAAAGUAAAGCACUCCUACUGUGGUGGACAGUGGAUGGCUCUGACACUGAUGACAUCCUUAAAUGGGUCAAGGUGAGCCAUCAGCACCGGCAGGAGAUUUGUAACUUCAAACAUGGCUGCUUUCCUGGGGUGACACCAGUGAUCCAGGAGACACUGGAGCCACUUGGUUGUGACUGUUCCAUCUAUAUCCACAAUGUCCCCAGCAAGCAUGCUGGAAGCUACCACUGUGUGGGGGUUAGUGACUUGAGUGAGAAAUCAGAAAAGGUCCUAGAGGAGGGCACCUCCAUGCUUGUGAAAGGAGCCAGGGACCCAGACCCAGACCUCUGGAUCAUCCAGCCCCAGGGGCUGGUAUUGGCAACCACUAGAGACACUGUAUUCCUGAACAGCACAGUGCUUGGAGAUAGUCCCCCAGAACCCAUUAGGUGCUUUUGGGGGGCUGGCCUAAGCUGGGAGGCCAUUUACAACUUUGAAGGUAUCUUCCACCCCAACAUGACAGCAGUCCAGGACUCCAGGAGGGAUUUUAGCACUCUUCUGCAAGGUGCCUCCACUGAGUAGGUAGGCAACUACUACUGUGCCAAGUUUCAGAGAAAACUCAACGGACAAUACCUGUCUGGACAGGGCACCAAGCUGAGAGUAAAAGGUGAGACAGGUGGUUUAGGGGGCAUCAGGGCGAGGGGGAGACCUCCUGUCUAUGCUCACACUCUGAUCCUGCAGCUGAAGACAGUGAUCUUGGUUGCACUCCUGCUGGCCCUGGCUGCCUGCCGGAGGAGGCCCUGGCAAGAAGACAUCAAGACGCCAGGCCCAGCAGGACAGAGCCCCCCUUUAGCAUGGGGCGUGGACCAUGGGUGA
Molecule: messenger RNA, 909 nt
Organism: Mustela lutreola (European mink)
Lineage: Eukaryota; Metazoa; Chordata; Mammalia; Carnivora; Mustelidae
Gene: SIRPB2
Product: signal regulatory protein beta 2
Exons: 4
Cellular component (GO): plasma membrane
Source: RefSeq, a predicted model, not a curated record